Messenger RNA from Gongylonema pulchrum, 228 nucleotides. NCBI's taxonomy places the organism in Eukaryota, Metazoa, Nematoda, Chromadorea, Rhabditida, Gongylonematidae. The record is from the annotation of a GenBank genome assembly.
AUGAUGGCGACAAACGGUGUGAAGUUGGAACUCGCGAAAACAAAAGUCAUCCUCACUUCGGAGGUACCAUUUUCAAAAAGGUACCUGAAAUACCUCACAAAGAAGUAUUUGAAACGAAAUGCGCUUCGUGACUGGUUGCGCGUGGUGGCACCAGCAAAAGAUACGUAUGAGUUACGAUACUUCCAGAUCAGCCAGGAUGACGAGGAUGUUAGCGAAAAUGAAUCUUGA